UGACAGGCAGUCAGGCAGAGACCAUAUAGAGGGAAACACUGUAGCUCCCAGGGAGACACUGAUUUUCCCUUUCCUCACAUCGUGCCCAUAGUCCUUUUCCAAGGCUCGGUCGUUUCCGGUCACUCCGUCACUGCCCACCAGGCUUUGUUGCUGGCUUGCUGCUGCUGAGUGUAUAAAUGGUCAGCUUGGCCUCUCUGUAUGUGUGUGCCUUGCGAGUGUGAGUGAGUUCUUGCGAGUUGCAAUGGGGGGGCACCUUGGAGUACCUAUCGGGACUGCUGGGAGGGAGCGGAGGCCAUGACCACGAGAAGACGAAGAAGAGGAAGUAGCUGCAGACUGUGGAGCUCAAGGUCAGGAUGGACUGCGAGGGCUGUGAGCUCAAGGUCAAGAGCGCCCUCUCCUCCAUGAAAGGUGUCGAGUCGGUGGAGAUAAACCGGAAGCAGCAGAAGGUGACGGUGGUCGGGUACGUGGAGGCCGGCAAGGUGCUGAAGAAGGCGCAGUCGACGGGGAAGAAGGCCGAGAUCUGGCCCUACGUGCCCUACAGCCUGGUGAGCCAGCCGUACGUCGCCGGCACCUACGACAAGCGCGCCCCGCCGGGCUACGUCCGGAGCGCUGAGCCCGGCUACGCGCCCAGCGUCCAGCAGCAGCAGCUCGGCCGGCCGCAUGACCACCUCACCGACAUGUUCAACGACGAGAACCCGAAUUCCUGCUCGGUCAUGUGAGGACACCAUGAAGAGAGGUUGACGAUGAUGUUGCAGCUGAUGGAGAGAGACAGAGAUCGGGUAAAUGUUCAUGGCCACUGCCACUUGCGCCGGCCAGUCGACGUCUCGACGACGAUCGUGUCAUAAGUUUUACAUUAAUUAGACUCUGGUAGUUUGUACCGAGGCGUUUAGCUCUUAGUACUAUAUAUGUGUUUUCUUGUAGCUGCCCGCUUAUGAUCCACCUGUCCCGUGAUCGAUGUGUACUGUCAGGA
This is a messenger RNA of Panicum virgatum (switchgrass), 970 nucleotides long. Its product is annotated as heavy metal-associated isoprenylated plant protein 23-like. The transcript has 2 exons. Gene Ontology annotation, molecular function: metal ion binding. Bases 354 to 719 code for a protein of 121 amino acids. Lineage: Eukaryota; Viridiplantae; Streptophyta; Magnoliopsida; Poales; Poaceae. The record is from RefSeq and is a predicted model, not a curated record.